GGAGAUUCAACGGGACGCCUUGGAAGAAAACUUUCUAAAGAUUCUCGUCUGAGAGGGAAGAAAAUCAAACGGAGUCAGGAUCAGGGUAGGUAGGGGACCUGGACGUGCAUCCACACCCACCAAGGAUGCACUGAACUGGGAAACAUCUGCUGAAGUGUCCCCUUCAACGCAGCUAUGGCCUCAGCGACGUCUAGCCCGGGACCUGCCUCUCUGGGCUCCCAGGUUCAUGCUGCAGCUGUCAAUGGAGAUAGGAGUGCGCUCCUCAAACUCAUCACAGCAGAGCCCUCACUGCGGGACCGUGAAGACCAGUUUGGUCGGACCCCUUUGAUGUACUGUGUGCUGGCAGACCGCCUGGAUUGUGCAGAGAUUCUGUUGAAGGCCGGAGCCUCGGUCAACAAGACCGACCACAGCCAGCGCACCGCUCUGCACCUCGCUGCACAGAAGGGGAAUGUGCGUUUCCUGAAGCUGCUGUUGUCGAGGCGUGCUAACUGGCUGCAGAAAGAUCUAGAGGAGAUGACCCCGCUCCACCUGGCCACCCGACACCCCUCCCCAAAAGCCCUCGCCCUGCUGCUCAAACACAUCGGACCUGGAGAGGUUGACACACAAGACAAGAACAAGCAAACUGCUUUACACUGGUCAGCGUUUUAUAACCGACCAGAACACGUCCGCCUCCUGAUCAAGCACGAUUCCAACAUCGGCAUCCCAGACAGCGAGGGCAAGAUCCCCCUGCAUUGGGCCGCACACAGUCAGGAGCCCAGCGCCACACAAACUGUCCGCUGUAUACUGGAGGCAGCUCCCACUGAGUCCCUGUUGAACUGGCAGGACUAUGAGGGGCGGACGCCCCUGCACUUUGCUGUUGCUGACGGUAACGAGGCAGUGGUGGAGGUGCUGACAUCUUACGAGGGCUGUAAUGUGACAGCUUAUGAUAACCUCUUCAGGACGCCACUGCACUGGGCUGCUCUGCUCGGCCAUGCCAAAAUUGUCCACCUGCUGCUGGAGAGAAACACAUCAGGCACUAUUCCCUCAGACAGCCAAGGAGCUACACCUCUGCACUAUGGAGCUCAGAGCAACAAUGCUGAGACAGUUGGUGUGUUCCUGUCCCACCCCUCGGUGAAGGACGAACCCGAUCUGGAGGGGCGGACGGCCUUUAUGUGGGCCGCUGGGAAGGGCAGUGAUGAUGUCAUCCGCACCAUGUUGGCCCUCACCCCUCACAUUGACAUCAACAUGGCCGACAAGUACGGAGGCACCGCACUCCAUGCAGCCUCCCUGUCAGGCCAUGUGAGCACAGUGAAGCUACUUUUGGAGAAGGGAGCGAUGGUCGACUCUCUGGAUGUGAUGAAACAUACACCGCUGUUUCGCGCCUGCGAAAUGGGGCACAGAGAUGUCAUACUCACACUCAUCAAAGGUUCUGCACGUGUGGACCUGGUAGACGUGGAUGGUCACACUGCUCUGCACUGGGCUGCCCUGGGAGGAAAUGCUGAGGUCUGCCAGAUACUGAUGGAGAAUGGGAUCAGUCCUAAUGUACAGGACCAGGCAGGACGGACUCCUCUGCAGUGUGCUGCUUAUGGCGGCUACAUCACCUGCAUGGCUGUUCUCAUGGAGAACAAUGCUGAUCCAAACAUACAGGACAAGGAGGGGCGGACAGCUCUUCACUGGUCAUGUAACAAUGGCUACCUGGAUGCUGUGAAACUGCUGCUGGGCUACAGUGCUUUUCCUAAUCACAUGGAGCACACUGAGGAGCGGUACACCCCACUGGACUACGCUCUGCUGGGGGGGCACAGUGAGGUGACUCAGUUUAUGCUGGAGCACAGCGCUCUGUCCAUAGCAGCCAUCCAGGACAUUGCUGCUGCCUCCAUCCAGGCUGUCUACAAGGGCUACACUGUCCGCAAGGCCUUCAGGGAGAGAAAGCAGCUCCUCAUGAGACACGAGCAGCUGCGCAAGGAUGCAGCUAAAAAACGAGAAGAAGAACAGCGGAGAAGAGAAGCCGUGCAACAGGUUUCAGCAUCCACUGCAGAGAAAUGGAGGGUCUCUUUGGUGAGAGCAGAGCAGGAAAAGCUCUCUUUAGUCAACAUCAUGGAGGACUUAUCCAUGAAUGACUCUGUGGUGGAAACAAAGAAAUCAUCCAAAGCUGAAGGCACCAAGAGCAAAGAGGAGAGACACAAAGCUCACAAAAGCAGAUCCUCCAGAAGAAGCAAAGCAGCUGAACCGCAUGACGUUGCUGAGGCUUCGAGCCACCACAGUCAUGUUACCGGUGACACAGUUCCCGGUGCUCCCCAGACCACCAGGCUGAAAGAACUUCUCUCUCCUGCCAGCUGCAGUCAGCCACCCGGCUUCAAACCCAGACCCCCCUCCGCGCCCAAAGUCAGGGAACGACCUUCAUCGAUCACAGGCACUCCUUCCACAAGUGUCGUCUCUAUGGACCAAGCUGAGAUCAGUUCCAGAGGACGCAUCCCUCUAAAAAAGAGUGUGCAGACUGUCCCUGGCAAGACUGAUGCUCACACCUCUCCACAAAAGCACAGAAACCACAAGGAGCAGACUUCAGAGAGGGCCGCUACCAAAGACCAAACUCACAUUCCCUCAUUAAGAAGCAGUUCAUCUUUAAACCACAAAAGCCCCUCCAGAAAGACUGGCACACAUGCACCAAUCUCAACACGCACACACAGGGGACAGGACAAAGAGCAACGCAGGAGGAGGAACGAGGCUGCAAGAAUCAUCCAGCGAGCCUGGCGAAGGUUCCACGCACGCAGGCAGAGAGGGUUAACGGCCAGCGAAGAGGUGGAAUCAAACUAUGUCCAGAGCAGGAAGAGGAUGGAUGUCAGAGCUCUGCCCUCUAAACCAACUGCGACUAAGAGCUCUGUGCUUCAAAGUAUCUAUGGCAACUCUAUGGCCAGACGAGGGCGUUCACUGCGGGGCUCUCAGUCUCAGCUGCUCCUGGACAUGCCGCUACGCACCCAGAGCCAGCUGAGCAGUAUAGACUGUGUACACCUGACUGACGCGGUGGAUCAAGCCAAGCAGUUCUCUUACCACCUGAGACCACAUAGCGCUGGACAGGGGACCAGAGGACGGGGAAAACAUUGAAGCUACACACACACACACACACACACCUCAUGUUCUUUGAUGUUUUCUCAGCUGGCUGGCGGCCUUACCUCUAUAGAAUUACUAUACACAUUGUUCGCUCAAUGUGCCAAGCUUUCUAAAAUUAAGCCAUAUGACAUCAGAGCCAUGACCUCACAGGGUGGGGUUAAGUCUACAGAAAUGGUGUGUGUAAAAGAUAACCUUUCAUCCAUUGUGGAAGGAACACAUACACACUCCAUCUCCCUCAUUCUCCAUCGCUCUCGCACACACACUGAGAUAACCUUUCCUCCUGCUGUGGAGAAUGAGGCCGUCUAUCAACAGCCGGUCAUACAGAUAGCCCA
Toxotes jaculatrix (banded archerfish) is the source of this 3416-nucleotide messenger RNA. It is a transcript of the gene invs, whose product is annotated as inversin. Gene Ontology annotation, cellular component: ciliary inversin compartment. Gene Ontology annotation, molecular function: protein binding. Gene Ontology annotation, biological process: protein localization to ciliary inversin compartment. The record is from RefSeq and is a predicted model, not a curated record. The coding region runs from base 175 to 3078 and encodes 967 amino acids. Lineage: Eukaryota; Metazoa; Chordata; Actinopteri; Toxotidae. The transcript has 19 exons.